Messenger RNA from Etheostoma cragini (Arkansas darter), 5253 nucleotides. It is a transcript of the gene kcna2b, whose product is annotated as potassium voltage-gated channel, shaker-related subfamily, member 2b. The transcript is spliced from 2 exons. The coding region runs from base 1294 to 2796 and encodes 500 amino acids. Gene Ontology annotation, molecular function: protein binding; delayed rectifier potassium channel activity. NCBI's taxonomy places the organism in Eukaryota, Metazoa, Chordata, Actinopteri, Perciformes, Percidae. The record is from RefSeq and is a predicted model, not a curated record. Gene Ontology annotation, biological process: potassium ion transmembrane transport; protein homooligomerization. Gene Ontology annotation, cellular component: membrane; juxtaparanode region of axon; axon terminus.
UUAGUAUGCGCUGCGAUGCCCGACUGCAGCCCACGCAUCUCAACUAUGGUGAGUUAUGGUGAAAUAUGAGAGACGUGGGAUGAGCCGGCGGAUCAAAAGCAGUUGGUCGUGAUGAGAUGACCCCUUUGCUGGACAGGUAGUCAAAAAAGGAUGAAGUAAAGAUAUGAAGGAAUGGACUCACGACUCCAAGACACCUUUUAAGAGGAGACAAACUGGAUAAAAAAAAAGCACAUGCGUCUGCGCACCAAGAGAAUCAGGGUGAAUUCCGGCAUGCCAUAUUCUAAAAUGAUGAUGUAGUCCAACGGAUAACGCUAUGCUGCAUUGUUUAGUGCAUGGGCUCUGUUGUGGCUGUCCACGAUCCACACAGAAGGGCUGCAAAUGGUUUGAGCAUGUCUGGCACCUGCCAAUCCAAACUAACACGCGCUUGCCAAUCAACUGCAACACUGUCAUUUCAUGUUUAAACAUCUCAGUGCAUGAACUUGGCUGCUUUGCCUUUGUCUCAAAUAUAUGAAAAAAUGGUUACUAAUAUGUGCAUCAUUGGUGUAUUCAUAACGGAUCCCCAAUCAGAAACAGAUGGUGGGGUUCACGCGGAGAUACAUUAAUGGAAUAACAUGUUUACGAGCACAGAUAUGCCAAAACCUUUAUGCGUAGUGCAGACCUGUUUGGAGAUCAAACAGGUGAUAUGGCUUAAGAUGAAAUCUGCCGAAACAGAGGUGCCACCGAGUGGAAAUACCAACAGCAGCGCCCCCCACAACCUCCCUUCCCCAAGUCUCAGCAAAUAUCAGGAUAGAGGAUUACCUUUGCUGCUGUUGCAAGCGGUGGCGUAUUGUUAUGAAGUGGGGGUGUCAUAUUUGGCUGAUGCCAAGCAUUUUAAGAUGUGCUACCAUUAUUUUUACCACAACAACCCCCCUCCCUCCACCAUAUUCAACUUGUAGCCUACUGUAGUUGCAUCAAAGCAUGUAUCUGCUGGUCAAUAAGGCGAGGGAGGUAACUCCUGCAUCACGCCUUGUCCCCUCUCUCACAUACACCUCCACUCCCGUGCCGCUGCAGAGCCGGACCUUUGGCUGGCAGAGAGGAGCUGCUCUGACCGUGGAAGCUCACCGAACACUUCUGCUGGGCCCGUUACGCAUUACCACCAGAGGACCCACUGUAUACAAGCCUUACAAGCACUAGUGCACCUAGCUCUUUGCAGGCAGAUCUGCCUGAACCCACGAGUGUGUGGAGACUUUAUCCCCUUGUGACCCAUCGUGGCCCCACCCUGUCAGAAACCUGCAGGUCCCGUCUUCCCCCAGCAUGACGGUUGCCACCAGCGACCCUGCGGAUGAAGCCGCAGCACAUCCGGGUCAGCCUCAGGACCAGUACGACCCAGACCUGGACCAUGAGUGCUGCGAGAGGGUCGUCAUCAACAUAUCAGGCUUGCGCUUUGAGACGCAGCUCAAGACCCUCUCCCAGUUUCCAGAGACGCUGCUGGGGGAUCCCAAGAAAAGGAUGAGGUACUUUGAUCCUCUGCGGAAUGAGUACUUUUUUGAUCGAAAUCGACCAAGUUUUGAUGCUAUUCUGUAUUAUUACCAAUCAGGAGGGAGGCUGCGCCGGCCUGUUAAUGUGACCCUGGACAUUUUUUCUGAGGAGAUCCGUUUUUAUGAAUUGGGUGAGGAGGCUAUGGAAAUCUUUAGGGAGGAUGAAGGUUUCAUAAAGGAGGAGGAGCGACCUCUGCCAGAGAAUGAGUUUCAGAGGCAAGUAUGGUUGCUGUUUGAGUAUCCAGAAAGCUCAGGUCCUGCACGCAUCAUUGCCAUCAUCUCUGUCAUGGUGAUUCUUAUCUCUAUUGUCAGCUUUUGUCUGGAGACAUUGCCAGUUUUUCGAAAUGAUGAUGAGGAGAUGUACAAUUUUCAAUUACAGUCAAUGUCCAACGUCACCUUUACCUAUGACAGCUCGGCGUAUUUCAAAGACCCUUUCUUCAUCGUGGAGACCCUCUGUAUUAUCUGGUUCUCUUUUGAGUUCCUAGUUAGGUUCUUUGCCUGUCCCAGUAAAGCUGGAUUUUUUGGCAACAUCAUGAACAUCAUUGAUAUUGUUGCAAUCAUCCCCUACUUCAUCACCCUGGGAACAGAGCUAGCAGAGAGGCCAGAGGACGGCCAGGCAGGCCAGCAGGCUAUGUCUUUGGCUAUUCUCCGUGUUAUUCGUCUAGUCAGGGUGUUUCGUAUCUUUAAACUCUCACGUCACUCCAAGGGCCUCCAGAUCUUGGGCCAGACUCUGAAGGCAAGUAUGCGGGAGCUGGGCCUCCUCAUCUUCUUCCUGUUCAUCGGCGUGAUCCUCUUCUCCAGUGCUGUCUACUUCGCGGAAGCGGACGAGCCACAGUCCCAGUUCAGCAGCAUCCCUGAGGCCUUUUGGUGGGCUGUGGUUUCCAUGACCACCGUAGGCUAUGGAGACAUGGUUCCAACAACCAUUGGAGGAAAGAUUGUGGGGUCUCUUUGCGCCAUUGCCGGUGUGCUGACUAUUGCCCUGCCUGUGCCUGUCAUUGUGUCAAACUUCAACUACUUCUACCACCGAGAGACAGAGGGCGAGGAACAGGCACAGUAUCUGAAUGUCCCAAGUGUGCCUAAAGUGAGCUCGGCUGACGAGCUGAAGAAGAGCGGUCGGCGCGGCAGUGGGUCCACUCUCAGUAAAUCUGACUAUGUGGAGAUUCAGGAGGCUGUGAACCACAGCACUGAGGACUUCAGACCAGAGGGCAUGAAAACAGGAAACUGCACCCUGUCCAACACUAACUAUGUUAACAUCACCAAGAUGCGUACAGAUGUAUAAUGUAAGCUACUGUAGAUGGUUAAGUUCAGCUGGGGUCUGUUACGAGAGGAUGAAGGUGUGACUCCAUGUAUUGACCAACGAAUGGCGCCCAGCAUGAGAGUCCAGAGCAGAUGAGUGGGAUUACCUUGGAGAAAAGGUCAGUCGUGAGGACCUCAUGCUCAAGCACAUCCUAUGAAGCUAUCAGCGCAUAUCAUAGAACUGCCACCCGUCUUAUUUAGGACAUUAUCAGUGUCUGCAUGGAGUUUAUUUUUGUUGUUGUCUAUGUGACAGUAGUCAUCCUGCUCGCAACAGUAGCCAAGUAGUAGCCAAACCAGUAAUAACUUAUAUUAACAGCAUAAAGGGACCACUAGUUUCUACCUUCUAGCUCAAACUGCCGCUGGGAGAAGAUGCAAGAAAAACAACAAGUUAUAUCAGCCUAACAUUUAUUAUUAAAUGUAACUUAACAUAUUGUGAUUAAAAACAGGUCACACUAUCAGCAUCAUGAGCAACUUUAAUCUGCUGCUCUAACUGCCAAGGUCCUGACUCGGAGAAAAACAAAAUCACCCAGACCACAGUUGUUCUGUCAGGGGAAAACUGAAGUGCACAACUAAGAGAGAGAGAGAGAGAGAGUGAUACUAAUACGCUCUCUGGCCAAAUGGUCAUAUGUUGCUUUCUCUGUCAGAGACAAAAGCCUGAGUGCACUUGCAUUCCUCCCCGGGUCCUUACUAGAUAUUGUCUAGUUCUAGCUAGUGACUUCGGUAGAGACCAACAAAUACAGUAGAUGACAGUGCUGUAAUUCUGAACCACAUAGCACACCUCUCUUUCCUGCCAUUUUUCUUCAAUGAAGCUCAAGUGGAUUUACAGUAUGUACACCAUCGCCAAGACUUUUUGUUUUGUAGCCAAUGCAGGCUAGCCGGUGGACAGAAGAAAUGUCUCGCUAAACAGAGUGAAUGGUUAUUUAUUGAUGUGUGAUCAUUUUAUUUCUUGUAAUGUAUGCUUUUUUAGUAAUAUGAUGAAUGUGUGCCUCUCACUUACAAUCUUUUUUUAUGGUUAAGUUAUGUGAUGUACUGUAGAAAGAGUGAAUAAUUUCUCUGCUGCGUUCUGAGUGAGUGCCUAUUUCCCCAUCCUCUUGACUUUACCUUUAAGUGUCUCUUCAGCUGCCCUGGUCUACUGUAACAGACUUACAGUAAGAAGUGUUAUAAAUGUUGCUGUACUUGACUUCAUAGCAUUCCAAUCACAUGAGAUUAAGGAGGAAACUAGUGUGAGAUUUUAGUUUGUUGCUUUUGUCAGAAGCCAAUUAAAACCAAGUUAAUAACAGCAGAGUUAACUAGGUUUAUGAAUAAGGCUUUUUGUAUUCUCUAAAGGCCCACAAUCAAAGAAAGAGCUCAGUGAUCAAGUGAAAUUAAUCAAUGACACCUUCAAGGAUCUUUUGUCAUGCUAGCACUGCCUGCUUUGUAUUGUUCAGCCUUGCUGGAUGAGUGGCAAGAGGCAGUCUCAGUCUUUAAGUCUGCUGUAAACAUGCUUAUGCAGCCGAUUUGCGAUACAGGUACAAUGUAUUUAUUGAUUGCUCUUACCUAAUCAAAGUGAUAAAUGAUUUCAGUCUGCCAUGCCCUCUUCCCCAUAUAUCUCCCAUAUUUAACAAUUGAUCAAAAUUAGUGAACUUUGCCUGCCUCUGGAACAAGUUAAAAGUGUUACUCAACUACAUCAACCAAGACAAAUUUGCUGCCACCUAUUGCGUUGUAAAAGAGAUUAAUUUGUAUCCCAGUAUUUGUUUUUCUUUCUUGCAGUUUUAACAAUCAUUCCAUCGGCUCAUUUUUCCCACAUAAUGCAGGACCUAUGUGUCCUUCAUAUGCUUUUUAUUAAACAGAUGCUAUUCUGCUAUUGUAGUGCUGCAUGUCCUUUAUAAUAUUCAUUGUAGCAUGAAUUAGUAUGAAUAAUACUUAAAAAGCAAAUUGACAUCAUUAUAUUGCUAUCUCUAUAUCUGCCGUUAUGUGCAAUAUACUGUAUGAAAGACAAGUGUCUUGCCUUAGAAUUAUGUGUCAUGCUUUACAUAUGCGUCUUCUUGCCAUUACUAUUUGAAAUAUUGUUGAGUCGCAAAUCCAUGUAAAGUAUUUACCCAGAGAGUGCAGUCUGUCCACAAAUGUAAGUAAAAAAAGUAACAGCAGGUUUAUUCAUGAGAGGACAUGGGGAAGGUUUGAGAGCAGAUCCACAUUGAAUUCAGAACAGGGAUAGCUAAACACAUGAUCAACAGUUCAGACACUAACUAAUCCCGCUUGCUUCUUCUUUAUCGUCAGUUGCAGUCACAACCCAGAACUGUGUCUCAUAGUGAAAGCACAACAACAGCUAGUAUAUGCUGCCAUCCCAGUAGAUACACAGAUUCAAACUGUCAGUCACUCAGACUUAUUCUACCCAGCGAAGUGAAUCAUAAUGCUCCCAGGGACUGAGUUUGAGUGGGCACAUGUACUGUAUAUAGGUCCA